AUGGCUUUCUAUGGUCGUGGAAUACCGCUCCGCAAACAUAGCGAUGAGUCCGACAGCUCCGACAGCUCCGACAGCUCUUUCGAACAGGAACACACCAACAAGGCCGAAGCAGUUCCUGUCUGGCUAGGUAACCUCCAAAAUUGUCUGGACGCCGUCGAGUCGGCGGGGGAAUUUGCUGUUUUUGACCGCCACUCCGUCUUUGCGAAUCCGGACCUGCAUAUUCGGGGCGAUCGUUUCAUUUCCCUCCCUCUGACGCCGGGCGAUGCUGAGAUUCUCAAGGCCGCGUCGUGGGAACCCUAUUUUAUGAAGAUCGCACAGCAGGCAGCAGACCGGCUGGGACUUCUCGGCGUGGCUGUGCGCCCCUACAAGCUGCUGCUGUACGAGAAAGGAUCCUUCUUCAAGCGGCACAAGGACUCGGAAAAAGAAGCCGGCAUGGUUGGCACCCUCGUCAUCAGUCUCCCUUCGCAGCAUGAAGGGGGGGAUGUCAGCCUUUCCUUCCAAACUGAGAGCAAGACAUUUGCCACGAGCCCUGGCUCGUCCUGGGACAUCUCAGCUCUUGCCUGGUUUUCGGACGUGUCGCACGAAAUAGCCGAGAUCAAACAGGGUUACCGUCUGGUACUGACGUAUAAUCUGGUGCAAAACGGACCUGCUGUACAGACAGCGGAGUCUACAUACCGUCAGCAGGAGAAAGUGCGGACACGUCUCUUGCGGUGGAAGACCCAAAUCCAGACGCCGGAUCCUAUAGUAUACCCCCUCGAUCACCAGUACACGGAAUCAAGCCUGUCGCUGGCGAACAUGAAAGGACGUGAUCGCGCCGUUUGUAACCUCCUGAGCAACUCUGCGGCUAGCUGUGGACUGUUUCUUUUCUUUGCUCAGGUCACUCGCUCUCGAACUGAAGAAUGCGGAUACGAUGAGUACGAAGAUUCAGAAGUGGAAACCAUGUUCAAAGCUCUUUUCACAUUGAAUGGCAAGGAGAUUGGGUCGAAUCUUACGGUGAGCGAAUGCCAAAUCAUGGGCACCGAUAUAAAUGACCGAGAGCCCGACAGUGAAGAAGAAGGAGAGUUCACAGGAAACGAAGGUGCUCCAACAACUUUUCAUUAUCAUGACACUGUUGCAAUGCUCGUUCGCAAGGAAGAACUUGUUCGCCUCACCCAGGGCGACAGGAGCGAAAUGCAUGCUGAAAAUCUAGUGGCCCUGGUCAAUGAAGAUCUUCAAGCAAGACGAAACGAGGCAAUGACACAGUACGCAUCUGCAUGUCUGAUCGACAUUCUCACGAAAAGACUCCGAUCUCCUUCAGUUUUGCAGAUCGCUCUGUAUUGGGCUAUGGAGCUGAACAAUAGCAGGCUGAUCGUAGCUGCAUUGGCCAGCCCGGCUGUAUCAUAUGUUGGCUCUGGAACAAACAAUAAAGAAGCAAUACAAAUACUCGCCGCCCUUGUUGAAAGGGCGUAUACAGGGACAUCCGAAGACAUCGACUGGGACAGACUGCUUCUACCAACCUUGGCUGAGAGAGGCGAGUGGUCCUUGCUUCAUCAAGUAUUGCACAUAAUGUAUUUUGGGAGAAUCAAAGAGCCAUAUUCAGGCAUCGUGAAGGCCACUUUUGAACAUCUGAUCGAGCACUGUGCUUGGGCUCUGAUACUUCGCGGGGGUGCCCUAUUCUUGACGCCGUGCCCAGCACAGUAUUAUACAUACGACUUCCCGACACUACUGGACCACACUCUGGAUAUUGGAGCUGGGGGUAGUGCUACAAAGCUUCUGGAGACGCUUUGCAAUCGCUGGGGCGCAGAGCUGAAAAAGGGAGGGGGCUUUUUGACUGCGUCCCAGUCUAUAACUCUGCUCGGAACAGUAGUUAAGGUUCUUCAAAAGCACAAGGUACUGAACUCUCCUCCAGCGAAGAGAUUGCUGGACAUUGUCAUUCAAUAUGAAAUCGGCCGAAACAUUCCAGAAUGCCCAAAGAAGCUACCUGGUUGGGCACAUAAACCGCGGCGCUGCGAUCAGGGACAAUGCCAGGACUGUGUUGCUUUGAAUCGCUUUCUCGUCUCGGAAAGCGAGAAAGUCUGGCGCUUUACUGCCGUCCAAGCGAGACGGAAGCACGUCGAGUCUGCUCUAAAACAGGAUUACCCUCUCCGGUUCCAACUGGUGACGGAACGUGUUAAGUCACCGCAAACAUUAGUCGUGGAAAAGUUGGAAAUCGAAUUUUCCGAGGAAAUGAAACCAUACCUGAGUGCCAUCAAAAACAUGAGGAGGCAUCUGGCGGCUCUGGAGGGGGAUUUUGUAAGAGAGAUGCUUAGCGAUGAAAGGUAUCGAAAGCUCAUCCUUCUUGAAGACUUGGACACGGACGAUUCAUCGGAGUAUGUUGCGGCAGGAAAGAGACAAUGGAACGAAGCUAUUGGAGGCAUACCAAAGAGAAGAAACCUGGGAGGCACUACAUGA
Grosmannia clavigera kw1407 is the source of this 2430-nucleotide messenger RNA. RefSeq lists its product as uncharacterized. The transcript is spliced from 4 exons. The record is from RefSeq and is a predicted model, not a curated record. Bases 1 to 2430 code for a protein of 809 amino acids. NCBI's taxonomy places the organism in Eukaryota, Fungi, Ascomycota, Sordariomycetes, Ophiostomatales, Ophiostomataceae.